UCACGGGUGUUGUAGUCUCGCCGCCCUUCGGGCUGGUCCAGCAACCCGCAGGAUGUCGGAGGUCCGGCUGCCACCGCUGCGCGCCCUAGACGACUUUGUCUUGGGGUCUGCGCGUCUGGCGGCUCCUGAUCCAGGCGAUCCACAGCGAUGGUGUCACCGCGUCAUCAACAAUCUCCUCUACUACCAAACUAAUUACCUUCUGUGCUUCGGCAUCAGUCUCGCUCUGGCCGGGUACAUUCGUCCACUGCACACCCUCCUGAGUGCACUGGUAGUGGUGGUGGCCCUCGGGGUGCUGGUGUGGGCUGCUGAAACCCGUGCAGCUAUGCGCCGCUGCCGUCGCAGCCACCCUGCUGCCUGCCUGGCUGCGGUGCUUGCCAUUAGCCUCCUCAUUCUCUGGGCCGUGGGCGGCGCUUUCACCUUCCUGCUCUGCAUCACAGCGCCGGUGCUUUUGAUCCUGCUGCAUGCUUCACUACGCCUGAGAAACCUUAAAAACAAGAUUGAGAACAAGAUCGAGAGCAUUGGUCUAAAGCGGACUCCAAUGGGACUGCUCCUAGAGGCACUGGGACAGGAGCAGGAAGCUGGAUCCUAGGACUGUGGCAUCUACACCCUGUAUCUAGACCACCCUCAACCCCACCCCCUCCCCAUACCGAAGAUGGAGCCUUUCCCCAGCCAUUAAAAUAGGAGUCUAGUGCCCUCUGGCCUGUCCAAAAAAUAAAAGACACCUGUGACUGCAUACUCCAACCCCAAACUCCGUCAUUUCUUGCCCUCCAGCCCCUGUUAUCUAGGGACCAAAGUCUUCCUCAGUACAGCCUUGAAACUGGGUUUUUAAACCAGAGCAUAUCCAUUGUCAAUCUCAAAACUGGACCCAGAGAUACUCCCCUAACCCAAAUCUGAGACUCACUGGUCUUCCCUACUUCGAAGCUAGGACUUGGGGCAGGACACUCUCAAAUCAUGAGCUCUAAGGAUUUUUCAAACCCUAUCCGGCUUGGAACCCAGGUUAAGACAUGGCCAAAUCUUGAGCUUAAGUCCCAAUUGUACUCAGCCCUGACCCCAUUGAACCCUUGCACCUAGGUGACCCUAACCCUCAGCAAACCCAAUAGCCUCCUUCCAACUCUGUUUAGAGGUUUUCUCCCUCCCCCACAAUAUUUCCAGUAUUAAGGACCAAGGUGUGGGGCUGACUAGCGAUAGCCCCAACUUGGAAUGGAGCACAUAUAUUAGUGUUCCUGCAACAAUAAAGCCGUUGAAUGCCAAGCUA
Molecule: messenger RNA, 1255 nt
Organism: Cricetulus griseus (Chinese hamster)
Lineage: Eukaryota; Metazoa; Chordata; Mammalia; Rodentia; Cricetidae
Source: RefSeq, a predicted model, not a curated record